AUGACGGUUCAAUCUCUGAUGAAGAUUCAAUUUCUGAUGACGGUUCAAUCUCUGAUGAAGAUUCGGUCUCUGGUGACGACUCACUCGAUGAUGAAGAUUCACUCGAUGAUAACGACUCAAUCUCUGAUGAAGAUUCAGUCUCUGAUAACGUCUCAAUCUCUGAUGAAGAUUCACUCGAUGAUAAUAGCUCACUCGUUGAUUCUUCACCAGGAUUAUCUCCAAACGGCCUAA
Williopsis jadinii is the source of this 231-nucleotide messenger RNA. RefSeq lists its product as uncharacterized. Bases 1 to 231 code for a protein of 76 amino acids. Lineage: Eukaryota; Fungi; Ascomycota; Saccharomycetes; Phaffomycetales; Wickerhamomycetaceae. The transcript has a single exon. The record is from RefSeq and is a predicted model, not a curated record.